UGUUAGUUUGGUGAGGCGAGGAAGUGCUUAGAAGUGCAUCAAUCGUAAGCGUCAAAUCCUUCCAAAUUCCUGAGGGGAUCCUUCGUUUAGAAGAACCAUUGAUGCUUCAUACAGUUCUACGCGGACUCCUUACGUACACUUGUCAUCUAUUUUCAUCCGAGGCUGUAACCCAGCUCGCCUCCCGCAUAACGCCAUACUCCAUCUGGUGCAUGCGGCAUGCCGGCCUUGGCCUCACUAAAAGGUUAAGGUUCAAGCUUUCGCGGAGUACGGCGGCCCACAAACACCACAUCUACGUCUUCAUCAUACUCUACCUAGGUAUCUAAUCCGUGCCUCGACACCUUGCGGAAGGACGGAGAUCUCCAAGUCGGAAGAGGCUACGACACGACAACCUUAUGCCAUUCUACAUCUGCGCGACAAGACACGACAUACCUACCCAAGGUACGAUUGCGAAGAUAGUCGCAUCUUCAUCAUAAAAUAGCCACCAGCAGGUGGUCAACACUCAAGAUGCCUGGAAUGGCUUCAGCAGCAGCCGAAAUGACCAUCGAUGAUGCUUGGGAAUGGAUCAAGAAGGUCUCCAUGGCGGGAUGGUCCAGAACGACCAGGCGGAUGCGCGCUGGAGGAAUCGUGUUAAUAGUAUUGUAAGGAGGAAUGGAAUACUUUAGAUUCAUGAGGAUAUCGAUACUAACAUGAAUUGCUACAUAGCAUUCUUUCCAUCGUUCUCCUGCGCCCUUCACUACCCAGCAGAGAGACCCUCCCCAAACUCCCCAAAGUCCCCACGAUACACCUCGAUUAUGGAAAACAUGGGCCUGGCGAAUCGCCUUAUAAUGCCUCAAAAGUUGCUCUCCUCAUCGAGAACCGAGUCAACCCAAUCCUCGCCCCUCUCAUGUUACAUUUCAUGUCGGUAGUUCCCCCAGACUGGCGCUUCCGCUUCAUGGGCAGCGAAGAAAGCGUCGCCUUUAUCAACGGCAGUCGAGCCAUCCGCGAUGCAGUCGAUAUGGGAAAACUAGACUUAACCUACAUUCCCUCCAACAUGUCAACCUCCGACAAAGAAGCCAUCUCCGCCUUCCUCACCAACCUCUGGCUUUACGAGACCGUCCUGCAACCUGCGGAAUGGUUGCUAGUCUUCCAGACAGAUAGCAUGCUUUGCGCCAACAGUCGGCAAUCUCUCAACAGCUGGCUGGAAUACGACUGGGUCGGCGCACCUUGGAACCCGAAUGGUCGAUUUGGAGGAAAUGGAGGGCUGAGUCUCAGACGUGUGAGCAAGAUCAUCGAAGUCAUCCGCUACCAACAACGCCUUCCGAACUCGGAACCCGAAGACAUUUGGCUCACCGAUCGUCUGGGCGCUCGACCAGGUGCGAAGAUGGCCAACGGAACCGCAUCCCUCACCUUCUCGGCCGAAAACUUCAAUGGCGAGGGAGAGAAGAUUGGAGGCAAGAAGAUUCCCGGGAAAGAAGGACCUGAAGCAGGGGAUUUAAUCAAGGGAAUCGAUGAAUGGCGUGAGGGCUUCUACGAACCGAUGGGGUACCACACAGGAAGCUCAGGGAAUGAUUUACACGGCCCCAUCUGGGGGACCGUCGAGAUGAGAAGACACAUCUGGCAAUAUUGCCCCGAGGUCAAGAUGACAUUAAAGAUGGACGCCGCCAAGUACGUCCCAGGACAGUGCAAUGCGAAUUGGAAACGCAUGGAGUCCGGGUGGGACGGGACAUACGGACCUCUUGAGGAGAGAGGGUUAGAGGCGAGGACGGAGAUCAUUGAUGGGGUGGAAUAUCCUAUGUUACCAGCUGGUUUAAUGCCUUGGUAA
Hymenoscyphus albidus is the source of this 1801-nucleotide messenger RNA. The record is from the annotation of a GenBank genome assembly. NCBI's taxonomy places the organism in Eukaryota, Fungi, Ascomycota, Leotiomycetes, Helotiales, Helotiaceae.